This is a messenger RNA of Asparagus officinalis (garden asparagus), 1847 nucleotides long. Its product is annotated as gibberellin receptor GID1C. The transcript has 2 exons. Gene Ontology annotation, biological process: positive regulation of gibberellic acid mediated signaling pathway; floral organ morphogenesis; raffinose family oligosaccharide biosynthetic process. Gene Ontology annotation, molecular function: hydrolase activity; gibberellin binding. Bases 288 to 1316 code for a protein of 342 amino acids. Gene Ontology annotation, cellular component: nucleus; cytoplasm. NCBI's taxonomy places the organism in Eukaryota, Viridiplantae, Streptophyta, Magnoliopsida, Asparagales, Asparagaceae. The record is from RefSeq and is a predicted model, not a curated record.
CUCUCGCUCUUCUUUUUAUCCCUCGGACCCCCUCCCUCCCCUGUCUUUCAUUCUGCUGCUUGCUUCAAUCUCAAGUUCUCAGAGCACAGGCCAAUAAAAAAGGAGCUCUUUUGACGGAGGAACGAGCUUCAAUCUUCGAGUUUCUCAAAAAUUCGCUAAGCAGAGUAGUUUUUGAGAGAAGGGUUCUAUGGGUUCGAGCUACUGCGCUGAACCAUGAGAAAAAGGAGGAAUUUUUCUUGGUUUUUGAAUUGAGAUUGGUUGUUUUAAGCAUUAUUAUUGCCCUCUCUAUGGCUGGAAGCAACGAGGUUAACGCUAAUGAGUCAAUGAUGGUUGUUCCUUUAAACACAUGGGUGCUAAUCUCCAACUUCAAAGUAGCCUACAACAUGCUUCGGCGACCUGAUGGCACCUUCAACCGCCACCUCGCCGAGUACCUCGAGCGAAAGGUCCCUGCAAAUGCCUCCCCUGUCAAUGGCGUCCUCUCCUUCGAUCUCCUUCUUGCCCACCCUUCAAACCUCCUUGCCCGGAUUUAUCGUCCAUCCCCCGAAUCCACCUCCUUUGCCGAUCUCCACCUCCCCCCUUCAACCUCCCCUUUUCCCGUCAUCAUAUUCUUCCACGGUGGCAGCUUCGCUCAUUCUUCUUCCAACAGUGCAAUCUAUGACUCUCUCUGUCGUCGCCUUGUCACCCUAGUUGGUCCUUCUGUCGUCGUCUCUGUUAACUAUCGUCGCUCCCCUGAGCAUCGGUACCCCUCAGCCUACGAUGAUGGCUGGACUGCCCUAAAAUGGGCAUCCAACGAAUCUUGGCUUCGAUGUGCCAAGGACUCUAAACCAAGAAUUUUCCUCGCUGGUGAUAGCUCGGGAGGGAACAUUGCACAUAAUGUUGCAUUGAGAGCUGUUGACGCAGGAAUUGAGAUUUGUGGGAACAUUCUGCUUAAUCCCAUGUUUGGUGGCAUGGAGAGGACAGAAGCAGAGAAAAAAUUGGAUGGCAAGUAUUUUGUGACGAUUCAAGACCGCGAUUGGUAUUGGAAGGCAUUUUUGCCUGAAGGAGCAGAUAGAGAUCAUCCCGCUUGUAACCCUUUUGGCCCGAAUGGGGCUAAGCUCGAAGGAAUGAAGUUUCCCAAGAGUUUGGUUGUCGUUGCUGGUUUGGAUUUGAUCCAAGAUUGGCAGUUGGCCUAUGCUGAAGGGUUGAAGAAAGCUGGUCAGGAUGUGAAGCUUGUGUAUCGAGAGCAGGCAACGGUUGGUUUCUACUUCUUGCCCAAUACCGAACAUUUUUAUGAAGUCAUGGAUGAGAUCAAGAGCUUUGUGACUUCUAAUUGCUAGCAGAUACUCAAGUUCUUCAAACCCUUAACAGAUAUGCUAUAUAUAGGUAUAUAUGUCUUAUGUAUGUAUCGACAGAAGUUGAAUGAAUUGCUCAGAGUUGGUUUGGUUCUACACUACCAGGCUGUUGCUGACUUCGGUUGUUAACAACUCUGAGAAAUGAUUUGCAAUUCAUGAAAGAGGAACUCAGUGAACAAUGGAGGUUGAUGAAUUAUAGGUGACUUGAUCUGUGGAAGAAUUGUUGUCCUUAAAAUGCAAAAUUUCAUUCAUGGAAAGCUUUUGAAGUACAGCUCUUCUUCCUUCUACUGACUGUUUGUCCUGUGAUAAUACAAAGAGGAGGUUGGAAAGAGGGCAAAGAAACAAAAAUGUGAUACUGUUUUCAGGUUUGUGGAUUGAAUUGGGUAAUGUUUGUGGCUAAUGUUGUAGUAGUUUUCUAAUCAUAGCACAUUGUAAAACAUUCCACGGUAUCAUUGUGAAGCUAUAUAUGUAAUACUCCGGGGAUUCUAUUAAUAUGAAGUUGUCCCUUUGCCUCUU